Messenger RNA from Plasmopara halstedii, 1005 nucleotides. RefSeq lists its product as uncharacterized. Lineage: Eukaryota; Oomycota; Peronosporomycetes; Peronosporales; Peronosporaceae. Gene Ontology annotation, cellular component: Golgi apparatus. The record is from RefSeq and is a predicted model, not a curated record. The coding region runs from base 1 to 1005 and encodes 334 amino acids. Gene Ontology annotation, biological process: Golgi calcium ion transport; calcium ion transmembrane transport; manganese ion transmembrane transport. The transcript has 4 exons. Gene Ontology annotation, molecular function: calcium ion transmembrane transporter activity; manganese ion transmembrane transporter activity; calcium ion binding.
AUGGUAUGUCACUCUCAAGCUGUGGCGACCCUCUCGCUGCUAUUAUCCCUUAGCGUGGCCCUCCCAGACGACCUUGAGCAGCAGCACGGUGCGCAAGAUGGUACAUCAUAUUCGCCGUCGCCCAUGGCCAAUUCAGCCGUGCGCUCAGUCGCCUUCGAACGCGCUGAUGCCGACCACAACGGAGUCGUUGACCAGCAAGAGUUUGUAGCCUUUACAGGUGCAAUUAAGAACGUCUUGAACCCAUUUGUGGGAUCUCUAUCGGCUGAUAAUGCUGUGCCGGUCGCCGCGUGGAUUCCUAAUGCACGGCCUAAGCUGCGCACAGGUGUGCCUCAGAAAUUCUGGUCUGGCUUUGUGAGUGGUAUUUUGACCAUUUGGGCUACGGAAAUUGGCGAUAAGACCUUCUUCAUUGCCGCAAUUUUAAGUAUGAAACAAGAUCGUAUUGUAGUAUUUGCGGGAGCUAUUGGCGCUCUAAUCGUGAUGACGGUGCUAUCUGUGGCCAUGGGUGUGGUGGCCACCAAGUUUCUGCCUCCAAAUUUGACGCACUACCUAGGAGGCGUAUUGUUUGUUGUCUUUGGAGUUAAGAUGCUGUAUGACGCCAGAGAGAUGAAUUCGGCAGGCCCUUCCGACGAGCUCAACGAGGUGGAAGAAGAGCUGAUGGGCAAGAAAAAUGAGGACGCAGAAAUUGUAGAGGAAGGCCACGCUAAGGAUGAGAGCUUAACAGAUGGCAUGAUCAAGGUCUUUUCACAGGCGUUUCUUAUGACAUUUCUGGCCGAGUGGGGUGAUCGCUCGCAAAUUGCGACGGUGACGUUAUCGGCCACCAAGGAUGCGUUUGGCGUGACGCUUGGCGCAAUCUUUGGCCACUCGAUGUGCACGGGCAUAGCUGUUGUGGGCGGCAAGUUCUUGGCCACGCGCAUCUCAGAGCGAACCGUCACGCUCGUGGGAGGCGUUCUUUUUGUGAUGUUUGCGCUUCACUCAUUCAUUACGGGCCCUAGCGCGAUAGAGUAA